ACCACGAAUGCAGCGAAAAUUUUGCAUAAUCAUUCGCAAAUGUCGUCUUACACGUCUUGCGGGUUUGCGUAUUCGUGCGCAUGUGAGUGACCGGUGUUACACGCUCAGAGAUGUGGAACGUUUCCAAAACGAAGUAGAUAACUAACUACUAAGUAAAUAGUUUAAAAAGAAAACAGUGAGGUACCUAUUAUAGAAAGUACACCUAAUGUCUUCAUAUAUAUUCUUAAAAUUACUAAGGAAGAAACGUAAUGUCAAAUUAUCCCAAAAAGAAAGGCAGAAUUCGCAAUCACCUUCGAACUCUGUACAUGGCGACAAUAUCUGCAGAAUUUGCCUUAAGGAGGGAUAUCAAUAUAUUUUUUCUAGUAAAAAUACCUUUAAUAUACAAGACGCGAUAAAAACAAUAACAGGUAUCGAAAUAUGCGAAACUGAUUCCUAUCCCAAAUGUGUUUGUAGCAACUGCUUUGCCCUUCUCCAAGGAGCUGUUAAAUUCCGAAACACUGCUAUUGACUCUGAUAAACUUCUUCAUCAAGCAGUAACAGCAGACUUCCAAAUCGAUAAUGCAAACGAUGAGGAUAGUAACCAAUCAGAAGAAAUGCCGCUUGUUGCAUAUAAGGAGAAAAAAAAACUAAGAAUCCAAUGUAAUCUCUGUAAAGCGAUAAUCAGAUCUGACUCAUACCAAAAACAUUUGAAGCGGCAUCAGUCAGCAACUCACUUGGUAUGUGAAGUGUGUGGCAAACUAUAUCGGAAAGACAACCUGAUCAGACAUUUACAGUUACACAGUGAUUAUUUACCACAUGUGUGCCAAAUAUGUCCAUACCGAGGCAGAUUCUAUGAGUCAUUAAAAAUACAUUUACGUACCCACAGUGGUGACAAGCCUUUUUCCUGUGACAAGUGUAGUCUAAGAUUUUUGACACGAAGCAACCUCAACAGGCAUCUUCUGACUCAUAAAAAAGAAAAACCCUUUAAAUGCUUGGAAUGUAGUCGAAGUUUCUAUUUGAAGAGAGACAUGGAAGCACAUUUUAAAGCAGAUCAUACAGGUGUAAAGGAUUUUGUAUGUGAUGCCUGCGGCAACAAGUAUGGAACAAAGAAGGCAUUGAUGAGACAUGAACUUAGAGUACACAAAAGAGACAAAAUGACAAAGGGGCGAACACCUCUGUACUUAUUAAAUAACAGAAAAUGCAAUGGAGUCCAAUAGUAAUUAAUGUAGUACAUCUUUUAACAUUUCACUGUGCUUGAUCAUUCCAUUUAUUUUCAUUAUACCUGAAUUAUUUAAGAAUGUUGUUAACUAAAAUGUACAUACUUAAUCUAUUAAUGAAAUUAUUCAGUUGAUUACCAAAAAUUUAAAUAAAAAACAUUUUUUUAAUACCAUUUAUUGCGAAUAAACAAAUUAAGCAAAAAAUAGUACAAAUUAAUGUUUAACUAGCCCUGAUAAUGUUGGCAAGGUUUUAGUAGAAAGAAGAAAAUUUAUUACCAUUUUAUUCAGAAAUUAAACCUUACCCUAUAAGCCAUAUUGAUUCUAUUAAAAGCUUAAAAUUCUAAUGCGUCAUGUUUAUACAAGUAUAACUGACCCUCAUUAGUAAGUUUACAUUUUGCUAAAAUAGGUCCAUUGUACGAAAAGACAAAGUGCCAGUAUUAUUCCGCAUAUAAUAUAUUUAUCUUUGGUAAAUUGAGUAUGUUUAUAAGUGACUAGAACCAUAUGAUUACAAAUGUACAAAUCAUCAUAUUUGGGUAAAUAAAUUAAAUAGCAGUAAAAGUAAUAAAUCAAAGAAAUUGCAUAAAUACUCUUAAGAGUUUGCUUGCAUACAUGUACUAUGUUGAUUAUAAUUUCAUUGUUCUAAUAAUACAUAUUCUUGUAAGUAUAUUUGAUAUUCCAAUUUAUUGAAUUGUAACAUCCCUCUUUUCCUUUUUUGGUUUCAAAUUGUCAUUUAAAUAUAAAUUACAAAUCUUAUUUAUAGACAUCUACUUGACAAUGGAAGAUUCUUUUAUAAAUAUAUAAUUUACAUUUUGUAUAACAACAUCUAAAUAAAGGCCACAUUAUCACUUAUGGUUACACAACACUGAACAAUUUAUUGAACAUCAUUAAUUUUAAUUAAGAUUCAUAUUUUAUUUAGGUAUAUUCAUAUUUUUGUAUACACAAAUGAAGGAAAUUAAUAACUGUUAGAAUUUCAUACA
Bombyx mandarina (wild silkworm) is the source of this 2172-nucleotide messenger RNA. RefSeq names its product zinc finger protein 37A-like. NCBI's taxonomy places the organism in Eukaryota, Metazoa, Arthropoda, Insecta, Lepidoptera, Bombycidae. The record is from RefSeq and is a predicted model, not a curated record.